Messenger RNA from Sinocyclocheilus grahami, 2740 nucleotides. It is a transcript of the gene amer2, whose product is annotated as APC membrane recruitment protein 2. Lineage: Eukaryota; Metazoa; Chordata; Actinopteri; Cypriniformes; Cyprinidae. Gene Ontology annotation, biological process: regulation of canonical Wnt signaling pathway. The record is from RefSeq and is a predicted model, not a curated record. The transcript has a single exon. Bases 193 to 2157 code for a protein of 654 amino acids. Gene Ontology annotation, molecular function: beta-catenin binding; phosphatidylinositol-4,5-bisphosphate binding. Gene Ontology annotation, cellular component: plasma membrane.
CCAUAGAGACUGUCAGGCGCAGCCACCAGUGUGAGAGAAAGAGAGCGAGGCAGGGAGAACACCAACAAGCAAAGGCAGAGGAUAGAAGUGGCGAGGGAGAGGAAAAGGAAAGAAACAGUUAGAGACAGGGUAAAAUAAAGGGAGAAGAAGAAAGAAAGAAAAACAGAGGGUGCAGUAGAGAUAGUGGCAGAGAUGGAGGUUCAAAACGAAUGCAGUGAUCCGCCUCCAUGUGAUCCUCAGCCAACAGGAAAGCUCAACAAAGCCGCCUUCAAGCUGUUCGGCAAGCGUAAGUCCGGCAGCAGCAUGCCGAUCAUCUUCUCUGUCAAGAACAAAGGGGAGUCCACCGGUAAAGCCGCUGGCAAGACGCUGGAGCUGGUUAGGAGCAAAACCCAUGAUGGCUUAAUAACGGACACUCCUUCAGAGCUUGGUGGCCACCGGAAAGAGGAAUCUGCCAGUAGCGACCAGCUCCACGCCGGCACACCAGAUGGUGUGUCCACUGCCCCCCUCUGCAGCUCCAUCACCAAGUCUUUCAGCUUCUUCUCUUUACUGCGCCGGAGCAGCAGCCGUGCAGGAGAUGGAACUACUACGGUGGCACGACGAGGACGAGGACUUAAGGGGCUGUUCAGCAGCAUGCGUUGGCGGCGGAAGCCCCAGGUUCAAGAGGACUCCUUGGAGGUGGGCAAGGAGGUAAAGGAGGGAGACCUAAUCAUUUCCUCUUGCUCCGGCAAUGUGAAAAUGGAGAAGGACAUAACACUAACUCUUGAGCCCCUGCCGCAAGUGUUUGAGGAGCCUCCUCUCCCAGGGGAAGCUGAGAAAUGGAAGGCAACAUCUAUGCAGGAAUUACAGGGUACUAAUGAAGAGGAGUGUGGUAAUUGUGGUCCUCCCCUUUCACAACAACAUACAGUCACUGAGGAGUCUCCAGCUCCUUCUCCACUCCGAGCCCAGACAGAAGGGCUCCAACCUGAUAAACAAAGCAGUUCGACACACCUGUCCUCCAUUCCGACCUGCGCUUUGACCCCUCCAAUGGAGCACAGCACAGCUGACCCACAAUCUGAGCAGUCUGUGGAUCGCCUAUGUUCCAUGUUCACUGAUGUUACUUCACUAAAAAGCUUUGAUUCUUUAACAGGCUGUGGUGACAUCAUCGCUGAUCCAGAAGAGGAUUCUGGGAAUGGGGGAAGUGCCACGAGCAGUGGAACCGGUAGCAGUAGCGGGGGAUGCAUGGGUCGCAGAUUAAGUGGAGCGGGGACAAUUUCAGAGAGAUGCUCUCCUGCCAAGCCUCCACUUCCUCCUCAGGUCAGUAGCAUUACAUCUGUCCAUGCUUCUUGCUACAUGCCAGCCCACCAAAGACCACGUGCAGCCCCUAAAAAGCCACAAGGUAGUGGAGUUGUUGCUUACAUGGGUGGCGGGGAGGAGAUGGCUAGUCCAGAGGCGGUUGAUGAUGCUGACAUGCAGGGUCUAUGGCAUAUGUUGCCCCAGAAGGGUGAAGACUCCCCAGCCCUACGACGUGCAGAGCCUGUCUUGCAUCAUGCACCAACCCGCCUUGAGAAGAGGCCAACUCAAGUAAAGGCACUUGGCCUCAGUAAGAUCCCUGUGAGUGGAGGUAGCAAGAUGGGAAAGCAGCAACCCUCACGUCCCUCACCUCCCCCUGUCGAUAAAGAACUCCAGGAUGCCCCACCAAGUGAUGAAGGCUACUGGGAUUCUCCCACACCUGGCCCAGAGGAUGAGGAUAGCACCUUCCUACGUCGGGAAGGUUUGCUGAGGGACAGCUGCUCUGGAGAUGCACUUUAUGACCUCUACGAUCCCGACAGCCCUAGUGCUGCUGGCUCUGAUGAUGAUGUGAGUUCACCAACAAAAUCUGCAGGUGAUCUAAAAAUUAACUUGCCUUCCCCAAAAUGCUCAUCUUCCACCACUUCCUCAUUCUGUUCCAUGAAAGGCAGCACCAGCCUACCUCGAGAUUCCAAGAUCCCUAUUAGUGUGAGGCAAACACCACCUUCCCAUUCUUCCAGCCAAGGUGCACUGUCUUCCAAUCUUAGCCCCACUUCAACUACCCCUCCUAAAAAGACUGAUGCCCCACCACGCACUCGAAUCCCUGUCUCGAAGGUUCCUGUCCGUCGUUCCGGCAACAAGAGCACCCCCACCUCACAAAGCAGGAAGUAGAGAGCUUGGAGGCCCAUCAGAUGUUUCUGACAAUACAAAUCUAUCACAAGAGCUUUAGGCCAAAACACAAUGUUUUUUAAUAUAAAGCAAUCAACUUACAAUUAUUUGAUUUCACCCAUUUACUGAUGACUAUAUCUUUACUGUGUUUUUACAUCUUUCGAAAUGAUUUUUUUGUGAUGUUGCAUAUUACACCCUAAUGUAAUUAAGAGUUUUGUAGAAUGGACUGCUAUAUGUAACACAUGACAUUCAUAAUAAUGUAAUCUUGAAGUUUUUUUUACACCAGCCUUUCAAAGAAUAAUAAUGUGAGAAUGCUGAUCCUAAGAAGAAUGUUUAAUAUCAAAAAGUUUCUCAUUCCCUUCCAUUGGAUCAGUGAAACUGUGCUAAUGUCUUGCACUGUCGUCCCACAAGCAAUGUGUAAAACGCAGCUGCAAUCUUUUAUCUCUCCAGUAUUUUACAUGUAAUGAAUUUGGAGACCUGUGUGAGAUUAAACCAAGCACUUCAGACACUCCUAAAUAAAGCUGCAUGGAGUCUUGUACAUUUAAACUGGAUCAGGGAACAGCCUUUUGUUCAAGACACUCUGAUG